Corythoichthys intestinalis (scribbled pipefish) is the source of this 4011-nucleotide messenger RNA. It is a transcript of the gene adam19a, whose product is annotated as ADAM metallopeptidase domain 19a. The record is from RefSeq and is a predicted model, not a curated record. Bases 970 to 3738 code for a protein of 922 amino acids. Gene Ontology annotation, biological process: proteolysis. The transcript has 22 exons. Gene Ontology annotation, molecular function: metalloendopeptidase activity. NCBI's taxonomy places the organism in Eukaryota, Metazoa, Chordata, Actinopteri, Syngnathiformes, Syngnathidae.
UGGCGUGAGCGCUGCGACACGAGCGCGAUGGAUUUGAAUAGCUUCAUUUUCUGGACUACAAGUUUUGAAAACGAUCUACCGAUUUUAUCGGGACGGCGACGUAUCGUCCCACCUGGCGGGGGUGACCUCGGCCACAGGGUGAAGCUGCAUGGUGAGCUCUCCGAGGCGACUGAAGGCGGCGCCGGCCGCGGAGAAGAUUUCGCCGACCUGCGUUUGAAAAUGAACGCGCACCGUUGCCAUGGCUACCUCAACCGCUAGCCGUCGAGGUCCAUUUGAUUCACGUCCGCUUCGAAUGAAACGUUAGUCCGGAAACUUACUUUGGUGGAAGCCGAAGUCAUGUUCGAGCGGUAGCUAGUAUGCUAACAACAAUGGCGUCGGCAUUGACUUGAGUACACGCUAGCUUGUUGUAGUCGUCUCGCCGUCACCGACGCGCGGAAGACGACGACGUGAUGACUCGACGGCGAAAAACCUUGGAGAAAGUGAAGGCGGCGAAUGCCUACGUACAUUUGUCCAUCUAAUUCUGCUCUCAGGUGGAGUCAUCGACUCUACUGGACGUCUGUCGUCGGCAAAGGCAGACGAGGAGUUGAAGAAGACAAAAGCCCGCGAGCUUUAUUUUAGCAGUAAAAUGCACGUGAAGUGUAGAUAGUCCCCUGACCAAGUUGACGUGAACGCAACGUGCGAACGUUAGCUCGUCGAGCUAAAUAUUCUACGAUCAGACGGUUCCGACUUCACAAAAAAAUCCGCCCGUGAGAGCCAAAAGGACGAACUCUUUUUAUUUUGAAAGUCCAAACCGGAUGUGCGGUCUAUUCCUCGUCCCUUUUAUAGUUGUAAAGUCGGAGGAUCCAGAGAGAGAGAGAGAAAAGAAGCAAGCAAGCAAGCAAACAAGCAAGCAGGGGAGACGCCGAGGCAGGCUGACUUUAGCAACCGGGCGAGGACGACAGAGAGGGAGAACGGGGCGGCACCACAGGGAUGUACAGUAAACACAGGCAGAAAAAUGGCCACAUCUCUUCGGCGGCGUGCGCGUCUUUGCUCUGGUCGCUCAUUUUCCUCUCGCUCAACGGCGGCGGCGGCGGCGCCCCGGGAAAAGCCAGCGGAGCGGGGUUACAGAGAGGACGCGCGGUGACGACGAGAUGGCUUUCUCAAGGCCGAAUCAAGAGGGAGGCGGACGCCGCCGCUCAGGACGAACGGCCAAUUAGAGGGGAAAUUGCGCUGUCCUCCGGUGACCUCCAACUGGUGCUACGAGUCCAACAUAACCAUGAGCUCUUGGCUCCGGGUUUCACCGAGACGUACUACGCAGAAGAUGGACGACCGGUGACGGCGACCCGUCGGAAUCACACGGAUCACUGUUUCUAUCACGGCGACGUAAGAGGACAUCCGCAUUCCUGGGUGGCCCUCAGCACGUGUUCGGGCGUCAGGGGCCUGAUCUCUUUGAAUUCCAACCACACCUACUACCUGGAGCCGACGGAAAACGCGGGCUACCAUUCCUUACUGCCCGCCGACCAACUGGAAUUUAAAGGCGGAAACUGCGGACGCGGCGCCGGCGAGCCGUCCCGCCGCAUCUCCGACCUCCUCGGGCCGCGUCGUUCCAGGGUGAAAAGGAACACGUGGGGCACCACCAAGUAUAUGGAGCUCUAUAUUGUGGCUGACAACACGCUGUUUAAACGGCAAAAUAGAGACUAUGACAAAAUCAAGACGAGGAUCAUGGAAAUCGCUAAUUACGUGGACAAGUUCUACAGGGCCCUGAACAUCCGCGUGCCUCUGAUCGGUUUGGAGGUGUGGACCGAGCGGGACCAGUGCAUGGUCUCCGAGGAGCCCAACGCCACCCUUUGGUCCUUCCUCCAGUGGAGACAGAAGCUGAAGUCCCGCAAAAAGCACGACAACGCGCAACUGCUCACCGGCGUGAUCUUCAAGGGGACCACCAUCGGGAUGGCGCCGUUGGAGGGCAUGUGCAGUCCGGAGAACUCCGGAGGAAUCAACGUGGAUCACUCGGAGCUGUCCGUCGGCGCCGCCGCCACCAUGGCCCACGAGAUCGGCCACAAUUUCGGGAUGAGUCACGACCGCGACGGCUGCUGCGCGGAAGCCGCGGCCGACCAGGGGGGCUGCGUCAUGGCGGCCGCCACCGGGCAUCCCUUUCCGAAGGUGUUCAGCCAGUGCAGCAAAAGCGACCUCGACAACUACUUCCAGAAGGGAGGCGGCAUGUGUCUCUACGACAGGCCCGACAUGAAGGACCUCGUCGGGGGAAAAAGGUGCGGGAACGGCUUCGUGGAGGACGGCGAGGAGUGCGACUGCGGCCAGCCCGAUGAAUGCGCUAAUGAUUGUUGCAAUGCCAAUAACUGCACCCUGAAGGAAGCGGCUCAGUGUGCCCACGGAGUUUGCUGUCAGGCUUGCAAGCUGAAGCAAGCGGGGACCAUGUGCCGGGGCCCGGCCGGAGGCUGCGACCUGCCGGAGUACUGCACGGGCGCCUCGCCCUACUGCCCCGCCAACGUCUAUCUCCUGGACGGCUCCGCUUGUCAAUACGGACGGGCCUACUGCUACAACGGCAUGUGUCUGACCCACCGGCAGCAGUGCUUGCAGCUUUGGGGCUCCGGUGCCCGCCCGGCGCACGACGCCUGUUUCGAGGACGUCAACGCGGCGGGGAACGCUUUCGGAAACUGCGGGAAAGACGAGCGCGGAAACUACGUGGUGUGCGCAAAAAGCGACGCCAAAUGCGGCAAGAUCCAGUGCCACAGCGCCGCCAAGAAGCCCAAAGGCACCAACGCCGUUUCCAUAGACACCACCAUCAAGACGGGAGGCGUGGAGGUCAAGUGUCGCGGGACGUACGUCUACAGCACCCAGGACGGGCAGGGGGACCUGCCCGACCCUGGCUUGGUCGCGACGGGCACAAAGUGCGGCGAGGGCAAGGUGUGCCGGGACCGCCGCUGUCAAAACGCCUCUUUUAGCGAACUGAACGCCUGCAUCUCCCGCUGUCACGGCAACGGGGUUUGCAACAGCAACGGCAACUGCCACUGUCACGGAGGUUGGGCGCCGCCCUUCUGCGACAAGCCGGGACUCGGAGGGAGCGUCGACAGCGGGCCCGUGCAGCACGAUAGUCAAGUGGGCUUGGUGGUGGGCCUGUUCUUGGCCUUCCUGGUGGUCUUGCCCACCGUGCUGCUGCUAUUCUACUGCUACCGGAUCAAGACGUCCUACUUUCGCAAGUGGCUCGCGCAGAGAGAGAAGAACAAGAGCGACAAGGCGGAGAAAGCCAAGAAAAACGGACACCUAAAUCCCGCGUUUCACCUCAAAGUCGUCGGACCGACGGGCAAAGCGAGCGGCCGCGAGGGGUUUUCCGCGAGCGGCAAAGAGGCGCUUCCUCUCCGACCGGACCCGGCCGUCCGGGCGCCGAACGCGGCGCGGCCCCCGCGACCCCGACCUCCCGUUCCGACGGCCCCGCGGAAAUCCCCGCGGCGACGGGGCCCGCCCGAGAAGCCGCUGCCGGUCGACCCCGCGCGAUCUCCGCCGCCGAGGCCGUCGCCCUCGCCCCCUCGGAGGCCCCUACCUCUCGGUCCCGCCUCCCGGGCGCGGGCGAUCGUCGCCGAACCGUCACCGAGCCUGCUGGUCGCGAUGCCCCCGGCGGGAGUACUCGGAGUUUCUGCCGGCCCUCCUUUCAAAGCUCUCAGGUGGGGUUUUCCAGCCACGCCGGGUGAGUCCGGACCAGAGGAGUCUUCCACCGUGACUCCACAACUGGCGAUGACCGAAUGAACAACUAUUUUGACAGUAGAUGAAUUGUUUUUUGCCUUAGAUAAGACUCUCGAUUUUAACACGACUGGAAUUGGGCACGAGCACCGCACCGUGCUCACGCUUUCUUCUUUCUCUCCUCCAGACCGGUCCCAGGUUCCAAAGCCACCGCGCCGUGGUGAAAACGGCUUUCCGCUCCGAUCCUUUUUGCACUAAAGUCCGACAUUUCGACAAAACCCGAGGGCAGGACGCGGCGCAUUUGAACGGAAUCCUCGCAGACGGAGCAUUUCUGCCUAA